GUAGAUAAAUUAUUGGGGAAAAAAAAAAUCUGGGAUACUACAAAGAAAAUGGAAACACAAGCCGAAAGUAAUUCAGGCGAUGACAUUUCCGCCAUUAAAGAACUUCGUCAACAGCUCGAAAAUCGCAUUGAAAUUCGUCACAAGGAACAAGAAAACCUAAUUUCUUCACUCCAAACCCUAGUUCCUGACCUCGUUUGUUCCCUAAAUCUCUCUCUUCAAGUUAUCUCCACCUUCAAUGGCCGUUCUUUUACUCCUCUUACUCCAAACCCUAACCCUAACCCUAACCCUAACACUCCUCGUUCUCUCCACCUUAAAAAAGCUACCUUUACCAAGCAACAGCCUCCUUCGUCUACCAAAAGAGUCGCAAAAUUAGAAUCUAGAACUUUCCGAACUGAUGAGGAAAGCUCUGGGAAUCCGAUGUUGGUGGUACGGUCAAUGGUUGCGGCCUGUUUACUCGAAAGAGUUCCUUUUAGUCCAAUUGAUUCGUCGACGGUGCUACGGAAGUUGGAAAAUGAUGAAUCGAUAAGGACGAAUGAAAAGCAGGCUCUUCAAGAUGUUGGGGGUGAAUCUGGAGCAAUUUUAGCCGUUGAAAUGGGUUUGAGAUCAAUGGGAGAGGAUAAUGGAAGUGUUGAAUUGGAGGAGUUUGUUGUGAGUGGAAAAUCUAGGGUUAUGGUGAUGAAUAUUGAUCGUAUGAAGCUUACGAAAGAGUUGCCUGAGAGUAAUAUUAGGGUUUCCGAUGUUACUAGUAACAAGGUUUAUGAGUCGGAGGCCAAUGGGGCGGGUAUGGCGGUGAUGCCAAGAGGUGGAAUUCAAGAGGUGUGGAACAUCGGGCCUGGGGAUCCACAUAUGCAGGGGAUGCCACCAAUGUUUCCUGGGCCGAUGAUGGGCGGGCCUAGAGGUGGUCCUGGUCCUAGAGGAAUGGGAAUGAUGGGGAUGCAUAGAGGGAUGGGCAUGCCACCUCAUCAUAGGCCACCUCCCUUUGGAUCAAAUGGUUCAAUUGGUGUGCUGAAUGCGGGUGUACCUGUUAAGCAGACAUCGGAGGAAGAUGUUAUGAAGGAUCUUGAGGCGUUGUUGAAUAAGAAGUCUUUUAAGGAAAUGCAAAAGUCUAAGACUGGUGAGGAGUUACUUGACCUUAUUCAUCGACCGACUGCCAGAGAAACCAUGGUAGCCGCAAAGUUUAAGACAAAAGGUGGGCCGCAACUGAAGGAGUAUUGUGCAGCUUUGACAAAAGAGGAUUGUCGACAUAAAUCUGGAUCAUACAUAGCAUGUGAGAAGGUUCAUUUCCGGCGAAUUAUUGCCCCACAUACAGAUAUCAAUUUAGGAGAUUGCUCUUUUCUUGAUACAUGCCGUCACAUGAAGACAUGCAAGUACGUUCAUUAUGAACUUGAUCCAACUCCUGAUGUGUCACCAAUGAUGGGAACUGUAGCUCUUCCUCCAUCCAGACCAUUAAAGGCUCAGAGAGCACAUUAUUGUUCAGAAGUGGAACUUGGUGAACCACAGUGGAUAAAUUGUGACAUCCGGAAUUUCAGAAUGGACAUCUUGGGACAAUUUGGGGUUAUUAUGGCUGAUCCACCAUGGGAUAUUCAUAUGGAAUUGCCAUAUGGGACAAUGGGGGAUGAAGAAAUGCGAACUCUUAAUGUCCCUGCAUUGCAGACUGAUGGUCUUAUAUUCCUAUGGGUUACUGGACGCGCAAUGGAACUUGGUCGAGAAUGUUUGGAAUCGUGGGGUUAUAAACGUGUUGAAGAGAUCAUUUGGGUGAAGACUAAUCAACUUCAGAGGAUUAUUAGAACUGGACGCACAGGUCAUUGGCUCAACCACAGCAAAGAGCAUUGCCUUGUUGGCAUAAAAGGAAACCCUGAGGUCAACAGGAAUAUUGACACCGAUGUAAUUGUAGCAGAAGUUCGGGAGACUAGUCGUAAACCAGAUGAGAUGUAUCCUUUGCUUGAGAGGAUAAGUCCGAGGACUAGGAAGCUGGAACUUUUUGCUCGUAUGCAUAAUACACAUGCAGGGUGGUUGUCACUUGGAAAUCAACUCAAUGGAGUCCGCUUGGUAGAUGAGGGACUAAGGGGCAGGUUUAAAGCUGCAUAUCCAGACAUUGAGAUUCAACCACCAUCACCUCCAAGGAGCUCCGCUAUGGAGGUAGACGGUAGUGGCCCUGAAGUGACAACCCCAUUCUCAGGGCCAGAAACCAAAUUUGUGCCACAAUCAUUCACUCAGGCUGCUACUGCAGAAGCAGCUUUUGUUGCAGAAGAGAAGCCUCUGGGAAGUCAAGAUGUUGAGAUGGUAAAAGCUGGUUAGUCGCAUCCAUACUGUUGUAGUAUUUCGGGAUUGGAGUUGCAUGUCCAUCUGUUACUUAAUAGAACUCGUAAUUAGGAAAAGUACAAGCGACGCCUGGAAAUUAAUGGCUUUGAGUUUAAUUAUUUAGAAAUGUUACUUAGAUCUACAUAUUACUAGAUUUUUGAGAUAUUUUGUUGAGGUCAUAUAUCCUGUAAAAUUAGCUCUUAAUUACUUUGAAGAUGUUGGAGUACAAUUGUAUUUGAUGGUAAAAAGAAUAAUUCAUCUUAGGAAUGCAAGUUUUAUUUUGGAUAA
Messenger RNA from Amaranthus tricolor (Joseph's coat), 2589 nucleotides. RefSeq names its product N6-adenosine-methyltransferase MT-A70-like. Lineage: Eukaryota; Viridiplantae; Streptophyta; Magnoliopsida; Caryophyllales; Amaranthaceae. The record is from RefSeq and is a predicted model, not a curated record. Gene Ontology annotation, cellular component: RNA N6-methyladenosine methyltransferase complex. The transcript has 7 exons. The coding region runs from base 49 to 2298 and encodes 749 amino acids.